AUGGCAAGGGGACAGCCUCGCAGGAGCGAAGAGCGAUGGACGGCCUUGCAGAACAGAACAGAGUGCAAAACAAAGAUAAAACUCACAAAAUGUGGAAAGAUUGCCCUAGGCAUGUUAACGGUGGUGCUCGCUGCAGUAGUAAUUGGACUCAUUGUCUAUUUUGCCGCCUGUGGAAAAGAACAUUUCUACUACCACGCUAGCUUUAAGGUUAACAAUAUUGACUAUGACAGCCACUUUGCAAAGCCAUAUUCUCAGGAAUACAUGGACCUAAAUAAAAGGAUCGUGUCUUUGAUGAAUGAAACAUUUCACGAAUCAAAACUGAGGAAACAGUACGUCAAAGCCCACACUGUGCAAGUAAGCAAAGCCAAAGAGAAGGUGGUGAUACAUACGGUGCUGAAAUUUAAAUCCUGUUAUAAAAAUAACGUAGAAAGAUUCUGGGACAGCGUUGAAACCACUUUGUAUCAGAAACUCAAAGGCCAAACUGGAUUACUUAUAGAUUCUUCCUCCUUUAAAUUUUCAGACAUUGUAAUGCCAAUAGCAGAAGACCUUCUCAAUACGUGUUGUGGACGACGUACAAUUAUUCAUGGAGGCCUCAAAGUAGCAGGAGGCCAGGAUGCUGAGGACGGAGAAUGGCCCUGGCAAGCUAGCCUUCAGCAGAACAGUGUCCACCGAUGCGGAGCCACUCUGAUCGGUAACUACUGGCUUGUCACUGCUGCUCACUGUUUCAUCCGGGCUGCAAAUCCCAAAGACUGGAAAGUUAGCUUUGGGUUUCUUUUAAGUAAACCACAAGCACCACGAUCUGUCAAGAAUAUUAUAAUCCAUGAGAACUACAGUUACCCUGCACACGAUAAUGACAUAGCUGUUGUGCGUCUGUCUUCGCCAGUAUUCUAUGAAAGCAACAUCCGAAGGGCUUGUCUACCGGAAGCUACUCAGAAGUUCCCACCCAACUCAGAUGUAGUGGUCACUGGAUGGGGAACAUUAAAGUCGGAUGGAGAAAGUCCUAAUAUACUCCAGAAAGGAAAAAUGAAGAUUAUAGACAAUAAGACCUGUAAUAGCAGAAAGGCAUAUGACGGCAUGAUCACACCUGGAAUGCUGUGUGCUGGCUUCCUGGAGGGCCGCGUGGAUGCCUGUCAGGGUGAUUCUGGUGGACCAUUGGUUAGUGAGGAUGCUCAGGGCAUCUGGUUCCUUGCUGGUAUCGUAAGCUGGGGUGAUGAAUGCGCACUUCCAAACAAGCCUGGUGUCUACACUCGGGUGACAUACUAUCGAGACUGGAUCACAUCCAAAACCGGCCUCUAGUGUAGAU
Molecule: messenger RNA, 1303 nt
Organism: Apodemus sylvaticus (European woodmouse)
Lineage: Eukaryota; Metazoa; Chordata; Mammalia; Rodentia; Muridae
Product: transmembrane protease serine 11C
Exons: 10
Coding region: 1-1296 (431 amino acids)
Biological process (GO): proteolysis
Cellular component (GO): plasma membrane; extracellular region
Molecular function (GO): serine-type endopeptidase activity
Source: RefSeq, a predicted model, not a curated record